UGGCCACCUGUUUGCCCGUUGUGCACAAGCUGUGCGGCCCCACCUGGUGAGUUAAAUUUCCCCAAGCCAGGCAAUGAGAUACUGCUGGAAAAUGUAGGACGGAAUAUGGAGAAAAGAAAGGUAAACGUUCUCUUAGAUCAUGUUGACUAUUAUUCAUUGGAUAGAAAUAUGAUGAGUUUAUUUACUAAUGCUCAGUUCACACGAUCACAUUUGCGUCAAAUUUCUUUUUUGAGCGUCACUAUUCUGUUUGACUAAAUAGCGCGUUCAAAAAGAAAUUUAGCGAAAAUUUGACGAAAAUUUGAUCGUGUGAACUCACCAUUGCAAAACAAAAUAUACGUCUUGUACGUGUACACAAAAUAUCCGUAUUAUACAAACAAGUAUGCGCCUUAUUAUUAUUUGAUUUCAAUAAACGUUUAAGUCGAUUUAGUCGUUGAAAAUUUAGUAUGAUGUACGGUAUAGCAAAAAAAAUCAAUAAUAAUAAAAUCGUAUUCUUUGGUUUAAAUUAGAGAUGUUUUAUUUGCAAUUAGUGUGUGUUUUGGAUGAGAAUAAGGGAUGCUCUCUUUGUUUACCUUCUAAACUUUGAAGGGCAGAUGAGACUGGGAUCUAUGUUGUGAUGUCAAGCUAUUUAAACAUUUGGCGUAGAUGUUGUCUGUAAGAAGGAGACUACUCAAGUCCAUGCUGUUCAACAGCUUUGAAUUAACAAAUGCAUCUAUGUCAUUUGAAAUAUUCUUUUUGUUAUUUAAUUACUUAUUUUUAGAUACUGGUGGCUGGGGGGGGGGGGGGGGGGGGGGUUGGCUGGAGAGAUAUUUGAUUCGCGUGUAUAAAUUAAAAUUAUGGGCCCGUAAAAAAAAUCUAUAAUUGAGGUAAACGUAUAAACAAUGACAAAUAGAGCUGUUGUGCGGAGUUUUAAUUUAUGCAUUCACUUGUACACAAUCUCAUUGAUGUGACAAAAACAAUACACAAGAAAAGUUAAAAUUGACUUACUUUUAAUGUUACAUUUAAUAUUACUGGAUGUGUGAUUUGUUACAUUACAUAUUACUUGAUGUGUGAUAUGUUACGUUUAAUAUCACUGGAUGUUGGAUGUGUUACAUUUAAUAUCACUGGAUGUUGGAUGUGUUACAUUUAAUAUCACUGGAUGUUGGAUGUGUUACAUUUAAUAUCAUUGGAGCCCUAAGUCUCUAUGUCACCGGAUGUGUGCUGUGUUACAUUUAAUAUCACUGGAUGUGUGAUGUGUUACAUUGUUACAAUGAUGGUACGGUGUUAUCAGCGAUAUGACACCCAACAAUUGUUGCCCAACACGGCAAUCUUGCCUUUUUUAUAAUGUUUAAAAAAAAAAAUUCUUAUCAUGAUAUUUAAAACAAGUUAUUUCGGUAGGAAAUUUUUUGUUAAAAAUCACUUCGCGCAAACCGUUCUGAACUUGCUCAAAACCACAGCUGGUCCUAAUCUAAAACAAACACACCAAACUCCAAUCACAGGCUUUGCAAAAAUGUGAACCCUUCCAUUCAGUAGAGGCUUUAUCUGCACCAGAUGGUUGAAAUUUAAAUCGUAAGCAAAGUCGGUUUAUGAAAAUCAAUAGUUUUAAUUGUUACAUCUUCCCGACAUUUUCAAUACAUAUACCCCCGACCCCCCCCCCCCCCCCCUUAAAAAAAACAACAACAAAAAAAAAACAACAACAACACACACAUGCAUCUACUAAAAUCUUUAACUCAACCCUCUCACAAAAUACAACAACAAUAUCGUAGCGAUUGACAUGCGGAGAUUUCAGUAUACAUUCAUAGUGAUGAGAAUUUCAAGUGUCUGUGGUAUCAGUAGAAAGAAAAAAACAACAACACCCUUAAGCUGGUUGAUGUUACAAUUACAUGGAGUUGAAUAAAACAUUGACAUCAUUGAUACUGAGAUACAGUUCAAUAGGUCUGGGCGUCUGAAACAUCUUAUUAUCAGUGGCGUUUGAAGUGGGGUUGAGGGGGUGCUCCGCUUCGGGCUACUCAAACCUAGUUACGCCGAUGCUUACUGUUUAUUAUCUAAAAACUUGUGAUGUAUUGGCGAAUAUAAAAUUUUGUAAAAAAAUACUAUUAGAACAUGCUUCUCACCGUUUGGACUAGUGGACUCAGUGUAGUGGACUAGUAGACUCAGUGUAGUGGACUAGUAGACUCAGUGCAGUGGACUAGUAGACUCAGUGUAGUGGACUAGUAGACUCAGUGUAGUGGACUCAGUGUAGUGGACUCGGUGUAGUGGACUAGUAGACUCAAUGUAGUGGACUCGGUGUAGUGGACUAGUAGACUCAGUGUAGUGGACUCGGUGUAGUGGACUAGUAGACUCAGUGUAGUAGACUCGGUGUAGUGGACUAGUAGACUCGGUGUAGUGGACUAGUAGACUCAGUGUAGUGGACUCGGUGUAGUGGACUAGUAGACUCAGUGUAGUGGACUCGGUGUAGUGGACUCGGUGUAGUGGACUAGUAGACUCAGUGUAGUGGACUCGGUGUAGUGGACUAGUAGACUCAGUGUAGUGGACUCGGUGUAGUGGACUACUAGACUCAGUGUAAAGGACUCAUUGGACCAGUGGACUCUGGUGGAAUAACUUCUGGUGAUUGAGUCAAUGACAAUCCCAAAUAAUGGGGUUUAUUUAAAGUCGCCCCCACCCUCUGGCUUCCUCUCAUACUCUCUCUCUCUCUGUGCCCCCACCCUCUGGCUUCCUCUCAUACUCUCUCUCUCUGUGCCCCCACCCUCUGGCUUCCUCUCAUACUCUCUCUCUCUCUCUGUGCCCCCACCCUCUGGCUCCCUCUCCUACUCUCUCUCUCUCUCUGUGCCCCCACCCUCUCGCUCCCUCUCAUACUCUCUCUCUCUCUCCGUGCCCCCACCCUCUGGCUUCCUCUCAUACUCUCUCUCUGUGCCCCCACCCUCUGGCUUCCUCUCAUACUAUCUGUGGUAUCCACGUGGACUUACCCUAACAUUUCUCCCAUAGAUCAGUCAACAGUCGACAUCGUAGCUUAGCUGGCUGGCGAUUCUAUUCCGUCCUUGUAAGUGAACUGUCUCGGUCUGUCUCAGCACUGUCUCGGUCUGUCUCACUGUCUCGGCACUUUCUAAGCACUGUCUCAGCACUGUCUAAGUACUGUCUCAGCCUGUCACACUGACUCUGCGCUGUCUCGAUGUCUAUAAGCACUGUUUCAGCACUCUCUAAGCCCUGUUCAGCACUGUCUCAGCACUUUCUCAGCACUCUCUCAGCACUCUCUCACUGUCUCAGCACUCGAUAUUUUUAUCACAACGAUCGCUUCGUAUAAAUUUAAAGUGGCAAAUAGAAUUUACAAUGACUUUGUUUUACCCCUUAGAGGGCGAUACUCAUACUUUACUGAUACUAAAAUUUCUGUUGAGUCCAUGGUUUCAACGUAGCUAACUUAUGGUUUCAACGUAGCUAACUUAUGGUUUCAACGUAGCUAACAUAUGGUUUCAACGUAGCUAACAUAUGGUUUCAACGUAGCUAACAUAUGGUUUCAACGUAGCUAACUUAUGGUUUUAACCUAUACCUAACAAAGUUUCAACGUAUUGUCGCAAGAGAACUCAAUAAAAGUAUCUUUUUUUCCCUGCGGCAGUCCAUAAAAUAUAUUGACAUUAAUUGAAUUUUGAAUCCAUGCAAAACUAUCGAUGACAGCAUUUUGAAAAUAAUUCUCAAAACCUGGGGUUAAGUCGAAGUGUCCUUUAAUGGUGUUAAGUCGAAAGUGUCCUUUAAUGGUGUUAAGUCGAAAGUGUCCUUUAAUGGUGUUAAGUCGAAAGUGUCCUUUAAUGGUGUUAAGUCGAAAGUGUCCUUUAAUGGUGUUAAGUCGAAAGUGUCCUUUAAUGGUGUUAAGUCGAAAGUGUCCUUUAAUAGUGUUAAGUCGAAAUGGGCCUUUAAUACUGGUUUUCAUAAUACGAAAGAAAUUAGCUCGAUGUAACAUAAUGAAAGUUGUGUCAUAUUUUUCGACGGUCUAGUGACGAUGCCACGGGUUCCAACGGGCGUCAAGGCUUCAUUUUGGGAACCACUGCUCUAAACGAUUGUUUUAUUUCUUUCGCAGACGUACGGCUCAUCUGUCCACAGCUCCCAGUCGGGCAUCAGCAUCAUCUCUACCACCUCAACAUGGACGGCUGCUUCACUGGGUACGAGGCCUGGGAUGACAAUUCCCCAAGGGGCUAUAUUGAAAACGGGCGUAAGACAUGACCUGACGGUUGAAUUCGACAUAGAGGAAUAACUUUAUGUUAUAAUGAUUUACUAUAAUGAAUCUACUUAUAUUCUAAUUUUUCAAAGACUAUAUAUGGAGUAAAUUAGGGAUUUGUCAUAUUUUUUUUUAAAUACGCCAAAAUGAGUAUAAAUCCUUCAAAUUAAUUGGUCAUGGAGUGUAUUAAAAUACUUAAUUUAAAAUUGAUCGUCUAUAAUAUAAUAGAAAUCAAGAUCAUACCAUUGUGGCAUUAUCCCUGACCCUGUCCUCUCUACCCCACCACCCUUUCCUGUCUCCUCGACCCCAGUACUGACCCCCUACUUCUCUCAUCUCCACAUCGCCUUACUCUUCUCUCAUCUCCACAUCGCCUUACUCUUCUCUCAUCUCCACAUCGCCUUACUCUUCUCUCAUCUCCACAUCGCCUUACUCUUCUCUCAUCUCCACAUCGCCUUACUCUUCUCUCAUCUCCACAUCGCCUUACUCUGGCUCUAUUUAUGUUUAGUCGAGCUUAAUUUGCACAUACAAUUGCACGUGCGUGAACGCGCUCACUUAAGUACGCAUAAUAUUAUUUUUAAUUUAGAGAGAGGGGGGGGGGUGAGACCAACAGACAGAGAGACAGAGAUAGAAAGACAGACAGGGAGAGAAAGAACCAGCAAACAAUAAAAUGAAAAAAAAAUAUUUUGUAAUGCAAUGCUACUCUCUUCGAAUUACAUUAUUGAUUUUUACUUUACAUGUUAGGAGCACGUGUUUCCAAAUGUCAUGUUUGGAGAAUUGUUUUCCAAAUGUCACGUUAUUAUCACUUGGUUCCAAAUGUCAUGUUAGGACCAUUUCUUUUCAAAUGUCAUUUAGGAUCAUUUAUUUCCGAAUAUUAUGUUAGGGGCAUUAGUUUCAAAAUACCAUUUUAGGAUAUUUCAUUUACUAAUGUCAUGUUAGGUUGCAUUUAUUCCAACAAUGUCACGUUAGUUGAAUUUAUUUCCAAAGAUUUGUGCUGGUAGCAUUUCUUUUCCAAUGUCAGACUGGAAGCAUUUAUUUCAAAAUUUCAUGUUAGUAGCUUUUAUUUUCCCUGUUUGACAGAGCCAGACCCUGAAAGUGCAGACUUUAUUCAAGCAUUCCGCGAUUUGAAUAAAGAGGCAGAGAGUCCGUUUGAGUAUGUCAGCGGGGCUCAUGAGAUCGUCUGCAGCACAUGUGAGUACACUCAUGGGUGGUACAACUUCCGGUUAAAACUCCAUGUUGAUACCAAAGGGGUUGGUUGUGUGUGUGUUGAAAAACGGGGAGGGGGGCAACCUUUCAGCCCAAUCAGUACACGUAUGGGAUACGGUGGGUGGAAAUGAGUCUUAUAUGCCUCACAGUGGGUGGAAAUGUGUCUUAUAUGCCUCACAGUGGGUGGAAAUGUGUCUUAUAUGCCUCACAGUGGGUGGAAAUGUGUCUUAUAUGCCUCACAGUGGGUGGAAAUGAGUCUUAUAUGCCUCACAGUGGGUGGAAAUGAGUCUUAUAUGCCUCACAGUGGGUGGAAAUGAGUCUUAUAUGCCUCACAGUGGGUGGAAAUGAGUCUUAUAUGCCGCACAGUGGGUGGAAAUGAGUCUUAUAUGCCUCACAGUGGGUGGAAAUGUGUCUUAUAUGCCUCACAGUGGGUGGAAAUGUGUCUUAUAUGCCUCACAGUGGGUGGAAAUGUGUCUUGUAUGCCUCACAGUGGGUGGAAAUGUGUCUUAUAUGCCUCACAGUGGGUGGAAAUGAGUCUUAUAUGCCUCUGAAUAAUAAGACACGAACAAAUUGUGUCAAUAGAACAAUAUGAGUUAGCUUUAAUAAUAAUUAUACAUUAUACACAAUUAAACGUUUCGGCACAUGCCUUCAUCAGUACAAACAAACAAAACACAUUUAAAUAAGUAUAAAUUAAAUUUACAUAAUAUCAAUAUACAUAUCCUACCUAAAACAAAACAAAAAAAUAUAGGAGAGGGCGCUUAAACCAGACAAAAACAAAGUAAAGAGAAGUAGAAAGGAAGUGAUUUUAACAUAAUUGGAAAAACCAAACAGGAAAAAGACAUGGCAGCUAAGUAAAACUAUGGAUUUGGUUCAAUCCAUAUGGAGACAACGUACCAAAUCUAGUUAUUAAUUUGUUCUCCAUAUAGAUUCUAUCAAAUAAGACACGAACAAAUUGUGUCAAUAGAACAAUAUGAGUUAGCUUUAAUAAUAAUUAUACAUUAUACACAAUUAAACGUUUCGGCACAUGCCUUCAUCAGUACAAACAAACAAAACACAUUUAAAUAAGUAUAAAUUAAAUUUACAUAAUAUCAAUAUACAUAUCCUACCUAAAACAAAACAAAAAAAUAUAGGAGAGGGCGCUUAAACCAGACAAAAACAAAGUAAAGAGAAGUAGAAAGGAAGUGAUUUUAACAUAAUUGGAAAAACCAAACAGGAAAAAGACAUGGCAGCUAAGUAAAACUAUGGAUUUGGUUCAAUCCAUAUGGAGACAACGUACCAAAUCUAGUUAUUAAUUUGUUCUCCAUAUAUAUUCUAUCUGCAGUGCUACUAGUAUAGAGUAUACCAGUAUCUACAAUAUCAGAGAUACCAUUAUGGUUAGGGCUAUUGAAAUGUUUGGAGACCGGACAGAGAGCGUGUUUAUUUAUUUUAUAGAGGUGCUCUCUGAAACGGUCCCCAAGGCGACGACCUGUCUCUCCUAUGUAUAGUUUACCGCACUUUUUGCAAAUAAUGGAGUAAAUCACGUUGCGACUUGUGCAGGUAAAGCCAUCUUUUAUUCUGAAUACUCCCAGAGGGAAAGUGAUCGUAUCAGUUUCGAUCACGUAGGGACAUGAGUUACAACGGCUACGGUUGCAACUUUGUGUGCCUUUAUGUGCUUUAGUAGCACUUUUUAUAUGCCUCACAGUGGGUGGAAAUGAGUCUCAUUUGAAUCAAACUUGAUAUGUGUCUUAUAUGCUUCCCACUUAAAAUGUGUCUUAUACGCCUCACACUUGAAAUGUAUCGUGUAUGCCUCAAAGUGGGUGGAAACGAAUCUUAUAUGCCUCCAACUUAAAUUGUGUCUUAUACGCAUCACACUUGUAAUGUGUCUUACAUGCCUCACAUUUGAAAUGUGUCUUACAUGCUUCACAUUUGUAAUGUGUCUUACAUGCCUCACAUUUGAAAUGUGUCUUACAUGCCUCACAUUUGAAAUGUGUCUUACAUGCUUCACAUUUAUAAUGUGUCUUACAUGCUUCACAUUUAUAAUGUGUCUUACAUGCCUCACAUUUGUAAUGUGUCUUACAUGCCUCACAUUUGAAAUGUGUCUUACAUGCUUCACAUUUAUAAUGUGUCUUACAUGCCUCACAUUUGUAAUGUGUCUUACAUGCCUCACAUUUGUAAUGUGUCUAACAUGCCUUACAGAAGAUAUUAAAAACAAAAUCUCAUUUUUUCUCCACAGUGUUGUCCCACAUCUUCAUGGUGGCACUAACAAUAUUUGCCGUCUCUGAAGCUUGUAUCGGUAAGUUAUGCAAGCAUCGACCUUUUUUCCCCUUCAAGGCUUUAUUCUUGUUGAAGCAUCAUCCCCUCUAUGCAUCAUGGGUACGUCAUGUGAGAAAUCUAUUGCACGUGUCAAAUUCCGUAGUAUGUUUGUCUGGAACUAACGCCAAGAGAGACAAACCUAUUGAGCAGUGUUGCAUGUUUCAGGCUAUGUAGUUGUGUACCUUUAAAUUUCUCGAAAUAUAAAAAAAAUAACAAUCUUCACACAAGUCUUUUUUUUUUUUUUAAACGGGUCAUAAACUUGUUGGUGUCAAAACCUGUGGUCAGUGCAAAGCACCCUCCAUUAACCAGUUGACUGUGUUUCCCCCGCCCCCUCCCCCCAGGUGUGCGCUAUCUCACCGAAUGUCCAGAAGAUUCCAGAAUCCCAGUGUCAAAACCUGUGGUCAGUGCAAAGCACCCUCCCUUAACCCGUUGACUGUGUUUCCCCCGCCCCCCCCCCAGGUGUGCGCUAUCUCACCGAAUGUCCAGAAGAUUCCAGAAUCCCCGUGUUCCUGUUCGUGGGCGGAUGUAUCGGAGCCCUGAAGGCCAUUCACGUCAUGUACAGCAUACACAAGAUAAAGCGCCACAGCCAGAACAGCAUGAUGUCACAGAGGUAAAACUUGAAUACAUCUUCUCUACUAGCCAUUGACCCGUCUAAAUUGACGGAACGGGAAUUUGUAUAUAUCUUCCUCCUGACAGUAAAAUAAAAUGUAUAUAAAUGUUGUUCCUUUUUUUAAAAAAAAUUAAACUUUUUUAAAAUCUAUUUGUUAAACAAUAAUUUCAGUAGUAAUUUAACAUGGUAUGAUAAAUUAAAGAGGAAAAUUUAAAAACCCUUUAAAACAAUUAUUUCCAAUAAAUUAUUUAUAAAAUGUCAUAUCGACAAUGGGGGAUGGGGCUAAAAAUUGGACAAAACAUGCAUGCAAGUAACGCACUUUAUAAUAAUCCUAGUUAGUGCUCCCCCCGCCCCCCAAAGGCUCGCAUCCACAAACUUUUUCACGCCCCUGAACUAUAUUAGAAUUCAAAUUCAAAUGAUUACACCGCGGAUUUAUUUCACAAACUAUUUCAGAAAAGAACAUGAGAAAAUAUUGAGCACCAAGUGCACUUGCGAUAUUUGUGUUAAAAGAAUCUCAUUUAAAAUCAUUAUUUCCUUCACGUUCCCUUUAAAAAACCUGGAAAACGUGAUUUUUAGGGUUGGGGUGGGGCUGAGUCACGUUUUAGCUCGAUAGGUUAACGGGAAGUGAGUCAAUUAGCCGUCCGAAGAUUUUUGCCAGUCAGCCAGGCACGAACAAAAGCAAAGUUUAAAAAGUAAGUUACGUUUACCCAAGUCUCACACGAAAUGUCUUCUUUCCCGUACGUAGGCAGUUUUAUCAUUUCUUUCCCAGUCUCUGAGGUCAAUACCUUUGUUACAUGUUUCAGGGGGUCAAUGCCUUUAUUACAUGUUACAAGGGUCAAUACCUUUCUUACACGUUUCAGUGGUCAAUACCUUUGUUACAUGUUACAGGGGUCAAUACCUUUGUUACAUGUUUCAGUGGUCAAUACCUUUGUUACAUGUUUCAGUGGUCAAUACCUUUGUUACAUGUUUCAGUGGUCAAUACCUUUGUUACAUGUUUCAGUGGUCAAUACCUUUGUUACAUGUUUCAGUGGUCAAUACCUUUGUUACAUGUUACAGGGGUCAAUACCUUUGUUACAUGUUACAGGGGUCAAUACCUUUGUUACAUGUUUCAGUGGUCAAUACCUUUGUUACAUGUUACAGGGGUCAAUGCCUUUGUUGCAUGUUACAUGGGUCAAUGCCUUUGUUACAUGUUUCAGGGAUCACUAAGAUUGUUAAACAGAUCACGGGAACACUAUGCCUUUUUUUUGUUUCUCGACAGAGCUGACGAGAUCGUGGAUGUGAUCCUCAACAUUUUCCUGCUGGUGUGGCAAGGACUGGGCAUGUACUGGAUAUUCUCGGUGUGGUGGCCCCCAGAGACAGAACCCCUGUACGUGGACCCGGAUGAGUGGUGCGAUCAGACGUGUUACCUCUUCGCCGUCGUGCAGACAGGCGUGGCGGGUGUGCUCAUCGUGGGCAAGGCACUGAUGCUCUGCGUCUUCCUCUGCAUGUACCUGUGUGCUAAAUGACCACUGGCCAGUCAUAGAUGAAACCCUCUCUUUGGGACAACACAAAAGGAAAAUGAUAUAAAACCAUAAUGUUUCAAUAACAUAUACAACAUUGUAAGACAUUAAUUAUGUACUACAAAUAAUAACGAUGAUGUUACACAACUUUAAUCUGCCUCAGAUGACAUCUCUGUUUUCUGUGAAUGGUUUCAAUGAUUGGAGACUUUGGUUGGGGACUUUGGUUGGAGACUUUAGUUGGGGACUUUGAUUGGAG
Messenger RNA from Lymnaea stagnalis (great pond snail), 10043 nucleotides. Lineage: Eukaryota; Metazoa; Mollusca; Gastropoda; Lymnaeidae. The record is from the annotation of a GenBank genome assembly.